AUGGUUAAAAAAAAAUUAAGAGUUAUUAUACCAUUUAUGUUGGAAAAGGCUUAUGAAGAUAUAAUAAAUAAUGAUUAUAUAUAUAAAAAAAUCAAAAAAGAAAAGAUAAAAGAAAUAAAAAAAAACCAAAUUAAAGAAAAAAACAUUAAAGUUGAAGAUAAAAAAGAAAACGAACGUGAAGUUAGCGAAUAUGAACGUGAUUUAAUUGAAGAAAAUGAUGAUGAAAUAUUAUGUGAAGAUGAUGAAAUACCAUGUGGACAACCAAUCUCAUCGGAAGAAGAUGAGCCAACUCCGUUAUCUUCUCAAAUGGAAUUACCUAGUUCUCAAAUGGAAUUACCUAGUUCUCAAAUUUCAAUACCAUUAUUAAGACGUAAAGCAUCAAAUAGCACAAUUCUUCAACAUUUAGAUCCAAUAAUUCAAUUAUUUAAUAUUGAAGAUUAUUCGAAAUACACAUUUGUAAUUCAAGAACAAUUAAAAUUAAAUAAUAAUUGUGGAUUUUUUUUAGUAUUAAAUUUGAUGGUAAUUAUUAAAUAUAUAAUUAAUUUUAAUUCAAAAUGUAUUGUUUCAAAUAAUAAACUUCAAAUAAAUAGUGAAAUGUAUUGUUUUUAUCCAGAAGAUUUUAGAAACAUCAUACAUAAUCCUUUAAUUGAAUUUUAUAAACUUGAUGAAUAUUCAAAAAGUAAUUUAAUUGAUUGUUUUAAAUCACAAAUUCAAAAUAAAAUUAAUAUCAUAUAUUGA
This is a messenger RNA of Dictyostelium discoideum AX4, 738 nucleotides long. RefSeq lists its product as hypothetical. The record is from RefSeq and is a predicted model, not a curated record. The transcript has 3 exons. Lineage: Eukaryota; Evosea; Eumycetozoa; Dictyosteliales; Dictyosteliaceae. The coding region runs from base 1 to 738 and encodes 245 amino acids.